CUCUACAAGAGCCCGAGCGCCGACAAGCCGGACGCUACCCACAAGGCGCAGUGGGUCUCGCGCCAAGUGGCCAAGUACGCGAUUCCCGCCGACGUCCGCAGCCACGUGACGUCCUUUGCGCUGCACCCGACGACGCCGAGCCAGAUGUGGGUCGCGACGGGCGACUGCCGCUUGCGCCUCUUUGACCUGGCCACGGGCCAGGUCCUCGCGACGCAUACGCGCAGGGACCCGAUCGUGUGGAUCGCGGCCGUUGCGCCCGACCUUUUGGCGAUCGCACUCAACACGACGGUCCGGUCCGAUCAAGCGAUCGCAGCGCAAUUGUCCCUCUGGAAGAAGAACAAGCCGAAGGAGGACGAGGACACGGGUGAGGCGCCCAAGUCGAAGAAGAAGGACUGGUCGGCGGCCUGGACCGUGAACCUCCACGGCCUCGAGGCAACGCACUGGAAGAUCGAACUCCUUGACACGGCCAAGGGCCGCUUUGACUGCAAGAUCAUGUCGGCGCAGAACCGGCCGUUUUUCGGCGCGGCCUUCCAGCCGUCGUCGGACCCCGAGUUUAUCGGGUGCAUCGCCGCCGUGGGUGGCAAGGAGCUCCAGUUUAGCCGCAUCUACGCCCGGCCGGCCGGCGACAACAGCCCGCACAAUUUUCGGACGCGCAGCUUGCGCCAUGCUCGCCGCAUGACGUGUGUCGCGCUCCACCCGACGCGCGACGAGGCUGUGACCGGCGAUGUCAACGGUCAGAUCCAGGUGUGGCGCCACCUCACCGAGCACAUGGUGCCCGAGCCGACCAAGCUCCAUUGGCACGCGCACCCUGUCGGGUCGGUCACGUACUCGGCCGACGGCAACUACGUUGCGUCUGGCGGCGAAGAGUUUGUGUUUGUGCUCUGGCACCUCGAGAGCGGCAAGCGCCACACGAUCCCGCGCUUCCCCGCGGCCAUCACGUCGAUUGUCUCGCGCGCCGACGGCGCCGGCUACUACGUGGCGACCGUCGACAACUCGAUCGUGUACUACAAGCACGUGGCCGACACGCGCGCAUGGCACGUCGGAGGCCUCGCGCGCGUCGGCCUCUCGAGCAAGAAGACGCUCAUCAACGGCCGUCUUGCGCUCGAGCCGUGGUCGCAGACGCUCGCGCUGCAAGGCACGUCGCUUGUCGGCAACGUGCAGCUCUACGAGCCGCUCCAAGACCGCGUGCUGCGGACGGUGCCGCUCACGGAGCGCAACCAAGUGUCGGCGACGUUCAACGAAGUGCCGACGCGUACGUUUGCGACCCACAUUGCCUUUUCGCAUGCGACACGCACGAUGGCAACGAUCGCGCGCACGCAGGACGAGUCGGUGCUGCGCUUCUGGACCCGCAAGACGGACGGGUCCUUCGUUGUCAACACGGACGUCGACCAGCCGCACGGCAUCGGACGCGUCAUCACGGCCAUCGCGGUGCACAACACGCGCAUCGUGACGGGCGACGACCAGGGCGAAGUGCGCGUGUGGGCGCUCGGCGACGGCGUCUGGUCCUGCGCGAGCAUGUCGCAGUUCCGCAAGGUGCCGGUCGGUGCGAUCGCCUUCUCGGACGACGGGUCGCUGCUCGCGAUUGCGUACGGCCCGCUGCUCACGCUGUGGGACCCGGUCACGAACGCGCUCCGGUCCGUGCUCUCGUACCCGAAAGAAGCGAUUGUUGACAUUGCCUUUGCCGGCCCGUCGUCGCCGCUCCUCGUCGCGCGGACCUCGGCCGGUGUCUACGUCUGGUCGCUCCUCACGUGCUCGAUCGUGUGGUUUUACGCGGUCCCGUUCACGUGCAUGAGCAUUACGAAGACGGCGAACUCGAGCCAGCUCCUUCUCGGCGUCACGACGGGCAAGAAUGCCAAAGUGGUUGGCCACCUCUUCGUGUUUGACACGGCGUCGUCGAUCCCAACCGCGAUCUACCGCCUCCCCGGCGUCAUCAUCAACGACGCGGUCUUUUACAAGCAGCACUUGCUCGUCAUGGACAACCACUCGACCGUGCACGCGGUCGGGGACGCGAUGCUCGUGGCCUCGCUGCCGGCGACGAUGGAGGAAGAGUCCAACUCGAUUCUGCAGCAAAUGUACGGCGCGUGGACGGUCCCGAAUGCGGCUUCGACGUCGAGUCUGACCAAGGAGGACGCGACCAAGGCCGGCAACGGCGGCAUGUUUGCGGCGCCAUCGCACGUGCUGCCGCCGCUCCGAUCGCUCUACCGUUCGUUCUUGGACACGGUGCUCACCAAGGCCAAGGAACACGCGGCCAAGUCGACGAGUGCGACCCACGCGCCCUUGAAGCGCACGACGACGGACGAGAUGCCGGCGGUGUCGAGCAAGAAGGCCAAGGUCGACGACGAAGCCCCCGAAGACACGUACGCCGCACUGAAGAAGGUGUUUUCGCAAAAGUAAAAAGGCGGGGUAUUAAUAAUAGAAGAAAAUCUGUUUAUUUCAUAAGACA
This is a messenger RNA of Saprolegnia parasitica CBS 223.65, 2443 nucleotides long. RefSeq lists its product as hypothetical. Gene Ontology annotation, cellular component: nucleolus. The record is from RefSeq and is a predicted model, not a curated record. Bases 145 to 2394 code for a protein of 749 amino acids. Gene Ontology annotation, biological process: positive regulation of transcription by RNA polymerase I; positive regulation of rRNA processing. Gene Ontology annotation, molecular function: protein binding; RNA binding. The transcript has 2 exons. Lineage: Eukaryota; Oomycota; Saprolegniomycetes; Saprolegniales; Saprolegniaceae.